GGGGGCGGCCCGGCCGGGGGCGGGGGAGGAGGGAAGAGUUCGAGCAGCAACGCCCCCGGCCCUCCCCUUGGCCCGGGCUGUGGGCCACCGGGCCACUGAGCUCAGACGGGGAGCGGUCGACAGUGCCCAAGUUUCUCCCCUCGGACCAAGGCCACAGUCUGCUGGAACUUGGUCAGCGACCCCAGCUCAACCCCGCUACCUGCCGGACCACUCACCUGGGCCGGGGAGAAGAGGAGGGCGGGUAGAUUAGCGCUAAAUCCCCCACCUUCUGCUCUCCCGGGGAGACACGGACUAGAAUCACCAGCCCCGGGGUGCCCGGGUCAUUUUCGCUGGGCCUGGCUGCGGGGGGCACCUCCUGGGGUGAGAUCAUGGAUCCCCAGCAGCCCUAGCUGUAGGGGCCAAGUCAUCUCCCCAAGGGGGUGCCCGGCGAGAAGGACCGAGGAGCCAAGAGGGGCCGCACCACAAAGUGGAGGAUCUGAGGCCAGAGCCGAGGCCGGGCAUCCCCCGGGACACAGGCUGGCGUGGACAUGCGGCGGCCCUGAGCGGCCCCCGCCCCGAGCCAGGCCCCGCCAUGAGCCUGGGGAAGCUGCCCAUGCUGGGCUGGGUGUCGGGAUCCCAUGGCAAGCGGAAGCCUCGGGCGGAGCUGACCUCGGACAUGAUCAGCCCACCGUUGGGGGACUUUCGCCACACCAUGCACGUGGGCCGGGGGGGCGACGUCUUCGGGGACACCUCCUUCCUCAGCAACCACGGGGGUGGGGGCGGGAGUGCAGGCCCGGACGGACGCUCCCCCGGGAGCUUCCUGGCUCGGACACUGCGGCACGUGAGGCGGGGGGGCGCCCCGCCGAGGGGGGGCAUGGUCUCCGCCUCCUCCUCUCCGGCCCCGCCUUCCGUCUCCCCCAUCAUCAAGAACGCCAUCUCGCUGCCCCAGCUCCAUGAAAGUGCUUACGACGGUGUGAUCGGGAAGCUGAGCUUUGGGAGCCCUCACAGUGGCAGCCCCCUCCAGGAGCACCUUGGCUACGACCAGGAUUCCCGGUUCCGUACCAUCUCCAGCUUCCCCCGAUCGGAAAAGCCCCUGGACAGAGACGGCUCCUUCCCCUCAGAGCCCGAGCUCCGACGGUCCGACUCGCUGCUCUCCUUCCGCCUCGACCUCGGCCCCUCCCUCCUCAGUGAGCUCCUCGGCACCAUCACCUUCUCUGAGCCCCCCAGCACCGGGGAGACGGGCCAGCCCCCCACCUCCAGCAGCCCCCCGGCGACUCCCCCAGCCCCAGGUGCCCCGGCGCAGGGGCACUGCCCCAAUGGAGACUCGGCAGGAACGGGCUCCCUGGGUGGGGGCGGGGCAGGACCCCCCCCACAGAGGGAGGGCGAGAGCGGGGCCCUGGACCCAGGGAGCAGGGGCAGGUGGUCCGAGGGCUGGGCCCCCGGCCGCCACUACAGUGAGAUGGGGGCCCGGCGGGAGCUGGCCGAGGUGUUGCCCCAGGGUCGGGGUUCCUGGGAGAGCCAGGACGAGGGGCCUUGGGGCCCCGGCUGCCAGACCGGGCCUCGGCCCACCCGGGACCUGGAGCGAGAGGAGGAAGAGCAGGACGAAGAGGAGGAGGAGGAGGAGGAGCCGCGGACCAGGUUCUCCGUUCCCGCCACCGUACAGGCAGACUCCUUCGAGUUUGCAGGCGAGGAGGAGGAGGAGGAGGAGGUGAAGGUGUGAGCCACCCAGUGCGGGGAAGGGGUGCAGGCCGGACCUAGCAGAGAGGACCUUUCCCCUGGAGCAGAGCGUCUCAGUGAGAGGUGGGCUGACUGGCUCCCUGCCGUUCCACUUCCUCCUGCCCCAAGAAGACUGCAACCUGUCCUCUGCCCCUCUACAUGUGGAAGAGACCACCCACGUGGGUGGGUGGUCUCUCAUGAGGCUCAGAGAGAUUUGCCUCCAGGGAUGGGACUCUGAAGCUGGGAGUCAGAGAGAGGAGCCCAGAUACUUUCUCCCUUGUCUGCUGCUCCCCAGCCCUCGCUGAACAUCUGCUCCAUGGGCAUUUCCCAGUCCACCCUUCCCUGCAGGAGGGAACUCCUUCCCCACCUUCCCCAGGCCGAAGAGGCCCCAAGCCGGAGAAGGCCCUCAAGGAACUCCUCUCCCCCUCAGGUGGCUUAUAGGUGGGAGGGAACAGGCUGGGCACAAGGGGAAAUGUAGGCCGACCUAAGCCGGGACGUUGAUCUGAACCCCGGCCCUGGGCCAGAACACCACCCUCUCCAUCUCCAGUCGGGACUGUGCCCGGUCCAGGCCGUAACCGGGGCCUGGGCCCACCGAUGACUGUGAGGCCUUUGUGCCUGGGGCCUCGGGACUGGGGAAAGGGGAGGGGCUGACACCACAGCCUUCCCAUUGUCUCCCCCAUAGGGGAGUUGAGAGCCUGAGGAGAGAACACCCCCUUCCCCCAGAGCAGAGGACGGCUCCCCGGGGGCAGGAGCAGCAGCACCCCACCAGCUCUGCCCGUCCCUCAGUACCCCGGGCCCCAAUUCAGUUUUCCUCAAAGCCGGAGAGAAGCCAGACAGCCCCUGGUCAGAGUCCUCCCCCACGGCCCUGGCCCUCUCUCUGGACAGCUCCCCACGCUCCAGACCAAAGGUCAAGCCUGACCUCAGCUGGGAGGCAUGAACGCCUCCACUCCCAGAAUCCCGGGCAGAGGCCUGAUUAAAAAGGGAUUUUUGAUACAAA
Molecule: messenger RNA, 2692 nt
Organism: Ornithorhynchus anatinus (platypus)
Lineage: Eukaryota; Metazoa; Chordata; Mammalia; Monotremata; Ornithorhynchidae
Gene: CDC42EP1
Product: CDC42 effector protein 1
Exons: 3
Coding region: 572-1699 (375 amino acids)
Source: RefSeq, a predicted model, not a curated record